CAUUCCACGUCCUCCCACCUUUGCAAAACCGAGGAUUUUGGCCCGUAAAGGUCUCUGCUCUCACGUAUCCUCUCUCUCGAGGUCCACAAGCUUGUUUAUACAAACGCUCACUCUCCCAUCCGUCUGAUUUUCCACGGUCUGCAUCAUUAAGUUGGUGAAGCGUGUAGCUUACCGCUUUGGGACCGCACAAUCAGCACUCAAUCCGGGCUCAAUCCCUGUUAGGUAAUUCAUGAAGUCCGGGGCGGCUUAGUUUCUUCUAUCAUCUUUGUCUUCAUAGAGUCAAAAAGUCAAUUGCCUCGCUCCAUCAUGGCCGCAACGCAAACUCACCUGCCGGACCCUACGGCGGAUCUACAUUGGUCUGCUUUCCGGGGAGCAAUCCAAGAUAUCUUCGCCACCAAUGCGGAAGCACACCCAGACCGGCUAUGUGUAGUCGAGACGGCUUCAGGUUCGUCUCCCCGGCGGGAAUUCACGUACCGUCAAAUCAAUGAGGCCUCAAAUAUCCUGGCCCACCAUCUGGUGCAGAGCGGUAUCCAGCGUGGGGAGGUGGUGAUGUCUUACAGCCAUCGUGGUGUCGAUCUGGUUGUCACCGUCAUGGGCAUCUUGAAGGCUGGAGCAGUGUUUUCGGUUAUUGACCCUUCAUACCCACCUGACCGACAAAAUAUCUACCUUGAUGUGGCUAGACCGAGAGCCUUGGUGGUUAUUGAAAAGGCAACGAGAGAAGCUGGUCAACUGACUGGAAAGGUUCGAAAUUUCAUCAAGGAGAACUUGAACCUGCGGACCGAGGUCCCCGGCUUGGAACUUAAGGACGAUGGCACUCUUGUCGGGGGAAACCUUGACGGAAAGGACGUUCUGAGAGACCAGCAGUCUUUGAAGGCCAAAGGGCCUGGUAUUGUGGUCGGACCAGAUUCAACACCCACCCUGUCAUUUACAUCUGGGUCUGAAGGGCGGCCGAAAGGUGUCCGAGGACGACAUUAUUCACUUGCUUACUACUUCGAUUGGAUGGCACAGAGAUUCAACCUGACCAAGAACGACAAGUUCACAAUGCUGAGCGGAAUUGCCCAUGAUCCCAUUCAGAGAGAUAUCUUCACUCCGCUUUUCUUGGGCGCUCAAUUACUGGUCCCUUCAAAGGAUGAUAUUCAGCAUGAAAGGCUUGCCGAAUGGAUGAGAGAACAUGGUGCUACUGUCACUCACUUGACUCCUGCCAUGGGUCAGAUCUUAGUCGGUGGAGCUAGUGCUAAAUUCCCUGCACUUCAUCAUGCUUUCUUCGUCGGGGAUAUCCUAAUCAAGCGGGACUGCAGAGCUUUGCAAGGGCUGGCCGACAACGUCUUUAUAGUCAAUAUGUAUGGCACGACUGAAACGCAACGAGCAGUCAGCUACUACGAGAUCCCUAGUAAAUCUUCCGAUGAGCAUUACCUCGAGAAGAUGGGCAAUAUCAUCCCUGCUGGCAAGGGAAUGAAGGAUGUGCAAUUGCUCAUUGUUGACCGAGAGAAUCGCAAUCGGAUCUGCGAUGUUGGCGAAAUUGGUGAGAUCUACGUUCGUGCCGCGGGUCUGGCCGAAGGCUAUCUUGGAAAUGACGAGCUCACCAAGACCAAAUUCGUGGAUAGCUGGUUUGUGGACAACUCCCGGUGGGUGGAGGAGGACAAGAAAAUUGCAAAGCCUCUCUCUGAGGAACCAUGGAGAGAAUUUUACAAGGGACCAAGAGAUCGCAUGUACCGAUCCGGUGACUUGGGUCGAUAUAUGCCUAGCGGGGAUGUUGAGUGUGUUGGGCGAGCUGACGACCAAGUCAAGAUCCGUGGCUUUAGAAUUGAGCUUGGUGAGAUUGACAAGUAUCUCUCUGAUCACGAGAUGGUCCUCGACAAUGUUACGUUGGUCCGAAGGAACAAGGAUGAGGAGCAAACACUUGUUAGCUACAUUGUGCCUGACAUGCGGAGAUGGCCGGAAUGGUUGAAGGAGAAUAAUGUGAAGGAUGAUACUUCUGGCGAGGGAAUGCAAGGCAGGCUUCGACGAUUCUGGCCAUUGGGAGACGAUAUCAAGAAGUACUUGAGAACCAAGCUUCCCACAUAUGCAAUUCCUGAAGUCAUCAUUCCCCUGGAGAAAUUCCCACUCAAUCCGAACGGCAAGAAAGACAAGCCAGCUCUUCCAUUCCCUGACGCUGCACAAUUGGCAGCCGCAAGACCGAAGGGCGCUUUAGUGGACCUUUCCGAUACCGAAAAGGAGGUUGCAAGUAUCUGGGGUUCCUUAAUCCCGACCAUCGACGAGCGCACCAUCAGCCCAGAUGAUUCGUUCUUCGAUAUUGGAGGCCACAGUAUUCUGGCUCAACAAAUGCUAUUCAAGGUCAACCGCAAAUGGACUGGUCUCAAUAUCAACAUGAGUGUUGUCUUCCAAAAUUCAAGCCUCAAGGCUUUUGCCGCUCAGAUCGACCGGAGGCUUUCAGGCGCCAAUGGCGAAGUUAAUGGGCAUGCGGAUGCGGCUGAGGACUAUGCAUCAGAUGCGAAGAUACUACUCAAAAAUGUCCCCGCAAGCUUUCCAUCCGCCGAUGAGAAGAUAUCACCGUCUACUCCUCUCACCGUCUUCCUCACAGGGGCCACUGGUUUCCUCGGCGCCUAUAUUCUCUCUGACCUCUUAACUCGCACUUCACCACCCAUCAAAGUGAUCGCUCACGUGCGAGCUCUCGACUCUGCUGCGGCACUUGAUCGAGUGAUUCAAACCUGUGAGGCCUAUGGUGUCUGGGAUCCUUCAUGGGCCUCUCGAAUCACCUGCGUGACGGGCAAUCUCGGCGACCCGCGCCUAGGUCUCUCUGAAUCUACCUGGAACCAAAUCUCUCAGGAAGCGAACAUCAUUAUACACAAUGGCGCCCUCGUCCACUGGGUCUACCCCUAUUCCAACCUCAAACCAGCAAACGUUCAAGGGACGCUCGACAUCCUUGCUCUUUGCGCAACCGGAAUACCGAAGCGUCUUGCCUUCGUCUCAUCUACUUCUGUGCUCGACACACCGUACUACGUCAAGCUGUCCGCAGACUCGGUCGCUCAAGGCGGUAAUGGCGUUUCCGAGGACGAUGAUCUGUCGGGUAGCACUACCGGUCUGGGGACCGGAUACGGGCAGUCCAAAUGGGUGGCUGAACAUCUCGUCCGCGCCGCUGGUUCCCGUGGCCUCCGCGGUACGAUUAUCCGACCCGGAUAUGUGACCGGGCACAAGACAUCCGGUGUCACCAACACGGAUGAUUUCCUGAUCCGGAUGGCGAAGGGAUGUAUCCAACUUGGCUGCCGACCCAGGAUCGCGAACACUGUUAACCAGGUCCCCGUCGACCAUGUCGCGAGGGUCGUCGUAGCUUCAGCACUGAACCCGCCGAAGACGCCGUUAGCUGUGGCCCAGGUCACGAGCCACCCAAGAUUGACAUUUAGCCAGUACCUCGCCACGCUGCAGACGUAUGGCUACGAUGUUCCAGAAGUCGAGUAUGCGGAGUGGAAGAAGAAGCUGGAGGAGUACGCCGCGACCGAGGGGAAAGAACAACAUGCUCUGAUGCCCCUCUACCACUUCGCCACGACCGACCUCCCCGGCGACACGAUCGCUCCGGAGAUGGACGACACCAACGCGGCGACGGCGCUGCGCGCGGACCAGGAGUUCACGGGCGAGGAUCUCUCGGCCGGCGGCCGCGUCGACGAGGAGAUCAUGGGCAAGUACAUCUCGUACCUGCUGGGGGUCGGCUUCCUGGAAGCGCCCACGGGUCCCGGAAAGAAGAGGAUCCCAGAGCUCACCAUCAGCGCCGCGCAGAAAGCGGCAUUGCUCAGGGUCGGUGGAAGAGGUGCGUUGGUGUAAGGAAAAUGCAAAGAAAGAAAGAAAGAAAGAAGGUAAAAACGAUCAAAGUUAAAACAAAACAAAACGGGG
Molecule: messenger RNA, 3885 nt
Organism: Amorphotheca resinae ATCC 22711
Lineage: Eukaryota; Fungi; Ascomycota; Leotiomycetes; Helotiales; Amorphothecaceae
Exons: 2
Coding region: 307-3816 (1169 amino acids)
Biological process (GO): L-lysine biosynthetic process
Molecular function (GO): L-aminoadipate-semialdehyde dehydrogenase [NAD(P)+] activity
Source: RefSeq, a predicted model, not a curated record